This is a messenger RNA of Calidris pugnax (ruff), 2239 nucleotides long. RefSeq names its product histone-lysine N-methyltransferase SETDB1-like. Gene Ontology annotation, cellular component: nucleus. Bases 1 to 1872 code for a protein of 623 amino acids. The record is from RefSeq and is a predicted model, not a curated record. The transcript has 11 exons. Gene Ontology annotation, molecular function: histone H3K9 methyltransferase activity. Gene Ontology annotation, biological process: heterochromatin organization; negative regulation of gene expression. Lineage: Eukaryota; Metazoa; Chordata; Aves; Charadriiformes; Scolopacidae.
AUGGAGCACCCCACGGCGCCGCCGGCCGUCGACGUGGACAAGGGCUUGGCCAUGGCCUUCGUGGUGCUCCUGGGCCUCUUCCUGCUGGCCAUGAUGGUGCGCUGCGCCAAGCUCAUCGUGGACCCCUACAGCGCCAUCCCCACCUCCACCUGGGAAGAGGAAGCCAUUGAUAAGUGUGAGAUACUGGUGAAGGACCUCUACUCCAAACUGGGCCUCCAGUACCGCGAGAGCAGCUCGGAGGAUGAGGACUCUGCUGCCAAACCCAUGGAAGUGAUCGAGAUCCCGGACGAGGACGACGACGACGUCAUGAGCAUCGACUCGGGCUGGAAACACAGCGACAGCAGUUCCAGAAUCUCAAAGGACCAGACUCUGCUGCGGGAAGCCAUGGCUGCCAUGAGGAAGUCUGCCCAGGAUGUUCAGAGAUUUAUGGACGCCGUGAACAAGAAAACAAACGCCCAGGAUGCACAAAAAGAUGCACAGACCCCUCAGGAAAGUGCCCAGCCCGUUGGCCCUGCGGCAGCCGGGGGUGAUCUCAGCAAUGAUGGGGAUCUCAACGUUGGCAUGAGGAUCCUGGGCAAGAAGAGAACCAAAACAUGGCACAAAGGGACUCUGAUUGCAAUCCAGACUGUCGCUGCUGGUAAGAAGUACAAAGUGAAGUUUGACAACAAAGGGAAGAGUUUGCUUUCUGGCAAUCACAUCGCUUACGACUAUCACCCCUCGCCCGAGAAGCACUACGUGGGCAGCAGGGUUGUGGCCAAAUACAAAGAUGGGAAUCAGGUUUGGCUGUACGCUGGCAUCGUGGCUGAAACCCCAAACGUGAAGAAUAAAGACAGGUUCCUGAUCUUCUUUGACGAUGGCUACGCGUCCUACGUCAAGGAGUGGGAGCUGUACCCGAUCUGCCGGCCCCUUAAAAAGACCUGGGAAGACAUAGAGGACGUUUCCUGCCGGGAUUUCAUCGAGGAGUACAUCACAGCCUACCCCAACCGCCCCAUGGUGCUGCUGAAGACUGGGCAGCUGAUCAAAACGGAGUGGGAAGGGACCUGGUGGAAAUCCAGAGUGGAAGAAGUGGACGGCAGCCUGGUCAAAAUCCUCUUCCUGGAUGACAAACGCUGCGAGUGGAUUUACCGGGGUUCCACGCGCCUGGAGCCCAUGUUCAGCAUGAAAACCUCCACGGCCUCCACCCAAGAGAAGAAGCAAAGUGGACAAGCGAGGACACGUCCCAACGUCGGUGCUGUGAGGAGCAAAGGGCCUGUGGUCCAGUACACCCAGGAUUUAACGGGAGCUGGUACCCAGUACAAAGCUCUGGAGCAAAUGCAGGCGGCCUCCCUGGCCGCACGCUCCGUUUCUCCGCAGCCCCCCGAGAUGGAGCACUGGCCCCCGGCUGCCUUGUUUUCCUCCACUUGGACUGACCUGCUGGCAGACCUCGAUGGCUUACGAGGCGCUGAGAACUCGGGACCGGUGCCUGGGCUCGGUGGUCACGCACCAAACCUGAUAAACCUGAGCCACGGCCAAGUCACCCACUUGCCCCGUGCCACCAGGGGCCCAAGCAGGACCUUCUCGGAGGUGCAGGCUAGUGCUGAAGGAGGCCUGGAUGAAGGAAGGACUCGGCCUCGUGAUGAAGGGAGCACCACCAGGGUCCCUGAGCGCUCGCUCUGGAACUUGAAUAACUUGUCAGGGGAGAGAGACGCUGCCCCCGUUCAUUUUUGCCACCAGUGUGGAUUCCCCAUCCGAAUCUGUGGACGCCUGGUCCCCUGCCAGCACGUCUUCUGCUGCGACUGUGCCUUGCUCCACGGGCAGAAGGGAGAGAGGAGAUGUCCCAGCUGUAAGGAACCCGUGCAGCACGUCAAUCUCUAUUUCCCAGAUGCUGUCUAAGCGUAGCAGCAUCUAAGAAACCCCAUCUGCCCCCAGCCUUGGGUCUCAGGAGGGGGUUCCCAGUGCCCCUUCUGCCCCUGGAUGUUGGGGUCUGACUUGGAAACACUCCUCCUGCGCCGUUCUGACCAAGAUUUGGGAAUUGAAGCUGUGAUAGCCUCGUUCCUCGUCUCUUAUAUGACCAAGAAGAGAGGCUGACACUGAAGGAGUCUGCUCCAGCGAGAGAAGGGCAACAGCAGCUCCUCCACCAUCAGCCUGGGCCCCAGCCAGGAGCAGAGGGAGAGCUCUGGGGCUGCUGAGGACACCCCGAAGCCUCGAGGCUGGAGGAAGGACCUGCAACGAAGACGAUGGAGCUGGACUGGGACAAUCA